AAAAGAAAUAUUAGCAAGGUUGCAUGCAUGGGAGGAGGGGAGCUACAUGCUUGCCUCCUCUCUAUAAAGCCCCAGCGUCCUUCCCAGUUCUGCACCACAGCAAGCUCUAGCCAAAAUCAUCAGAGAGCAAAGUGUCCGCCUGCUCUGAUCACUGCUCACCAGUUCAUCAAGUUAACUUGUAGCCAUGAGGACUGUGAGCCAGAGCAAGCAGAAGGGGAAGGUGGCCAGAGCGCUGAAAGAGCACAGAGCCAGGCUCUACAUCAUCCGCCGGUGCAUCGUCAUGCUCCUCUGCUGGCACGACUGAACUCCGUCCAGUGUUUCCCUCCUUGGAAUCUGUCAAGGGUCCAUGGGGAGGUUACACUUAUAGCUAGGCAACUGUUAGUCAGGACUCAGGAGUAGAAC
Panicum hallii is the source of this 402-nucleotide messenger RNA. RefSeq lists its product as uncharacterized. Gene Ontology annotation, biological process: negative regulation of cell population proliferation. The transcript has a single exon. Lineage: Eukaryota; Viridiplantae; Streptophyta; Magnoliopsida; Poales; Poaceae. The record is from RefSeq and is a predicted model, not a curated record. The coding region runs from base 185 to 304 and encodes 39 amino acids.